AUGGGCUUCCUCUACAUCACCUGGGCCGUCCUCGCUAGCAACUAUGUCAACGUCCUUCUCGUCUUCGUCCCUGUCGGUAUCGCUCUCGGAGCUUUGGGCAUGGACCCCACCGCUGUCUUUGUCGUCAACUUCCUGGCCAUUGUCCCUCUUGCUGCUCUCCUGAGUUUCGCUACCGAAGAGCUCAGUGUGAAGCUGGGUCAGACAAUCGGUGGACUGAUGAAUGCUACCUUUGGAAACGCCGUUGAAUUGAUUGUCUCGAUCGUUGCUCUGCAGAAGGGCGAGAUCCGCAUCGUUCAGGCCAGCAUGCUCGGCAGUAUCCUCUCCAACAUCCUCCUUGUCCUGGGCUGCUGUUUCCUCUGCGGCGGCUGGAGACACCAGGAGCAGUCCUUCAACUCGACUGUUGCUUCGACCAUGUCCUCCCUUAUGGCUGUCGCAUCAGCCUCCCUGAUCAUCCCCGCCACUCUCUACGCCGCCCUGGCCAACUCGAAGGAGCGCACUGAUGACAACAUCCUUAUUCUCUCUCACGGAACCGCCAUCAUCAUGCUCAUCCUCUACUGUCUAUACCUCUUCUUCCAGCUGAAGACUCACGCCAACCUGUUUGACGAGGAGCAGCAAGACGGAGAGGAAGACAAGGAGCCCGAGGUCUUGAAGCCUAUUCCUGCCGCCAUCGCACUCGUCCUUAUUACCGUGGCUGUUGCUGUCUGUGCCGAAUACCUGGUCGACUCGAUCGACGCUAUUGUGGAAGAGGCACAUAUCUCGAAGACUUUCAUUGGUCUGAUCCUUCUGCCCAUUGUCGGAAACGCAGCAGAACACGUCACUGCAUGUGUGGUCGCAUACAAGAACAAGAUGGACCUUGCAAUCGGUGUCGCGAUUGGAUCAUCUCUCCAGAUUGCUCUCUUCGUUACUCCUUUCCUCGUUCUUCUCGGCUGGGCCAUGGGACAGCCCAUGACUCUCCACUUCCAGAUGUUCGAGACUGUCGUCUUCUUCGUCAGUGUUCUCGUGGUUAACUACCUGAUCGCUGACGGCAAGAGCAACUACUUGGAGGGUGCCAUGUGCAUUGGUACCUACAUCAUCAUCGCACUGGCCAUGUGGGUUUACCCCGACGAUGCCGGCGACCCGAUCUCCAACCCUCCUAAGCUUUUCUAA
Aureobasidium namibiae CBS 147.97 is the source of this 1146-nucleotide messenger RNA. Its product is annotated as Calcium/proton exchanger. The transcript has 2 exons. Gene Ontology annotation, molecular function: calcium:proton antiporter activity. The record is from RefSeq and is a predicted model, not a curated record. Bases 1 to 1146 code for a protein of 381 amino acids. Lineage: Eukaryota; Fungi; Ascomycota; Dothideomycetes; Dothideales; Saccotheciaceae. Gene Ontology annotation, cellular component: fungal-type vacuole membrane. Gene Ontology annotation, biological process: calcium ion transmembrane transport; intracellular calcium ion homeostasis.